Molecule: messenger RNA, 2237 nt
Organism: Planococcus citri (citrus mealybug)
Lineage: Eukaryota; Metazoa; Arthropoda; Insecta; Hemiptera; Pseudococcidae
Product: speckle targeted PIP5K1A-regulated poly(A) polymerase-like
Exons: 4
Coding region: 334-1941 (535 amino acids)
Molecular function (GO): RNA uridylyltransferase activity
Source: RefSeq, a predicted model, not a curated record
AUCCUACAACAUUGUUCGAAAUCUAGUAGUGUGAGAGUGUGAGGGUGUUUGAUUCGUGCAAUGUACAUUUUUUCAUGUUAUGUUAUGUCGUUAUCUCGUUAUGUAGUUAUUUGUAGUUUGGCAGUUCCUAGUGCUUCAUUUCAUUGGUGUUAUAUGUUGAAUAUUCGUAUUUCGGUAUUAUCUUCAUUUGGAUUAUUUGGAAGGAAUCUGAAUCAAGAGAUCGUAUUCAAGUAACGUUCGGCGGUGCAGUGCUUUUUAAAGUUGUAUCAUAUCACUGACCAGCCCUCAUUACGAAUUUUCAUAACGUGAGAAGGCAACAGCAAAGCAACCGAUAUGGAUUCACAGAGAAAACUACGUCUUCAAAAGGAGAUUCUAUCUGAGUUGGAACUGCGCGGCCUCAAAAACUGGACCGUAGAUGCGAAAUCGCCGGAUAAGACUCUUUCUAGAAUAGAUUUCGAAUUGCCCGCUGCGCUUAGUUCGUUCGAAUAUCCGACCUCUGAAAUUGAGAUGGAAAUCGUUGACAUAGUUAAUGAGAUUAGUUUACCCGAAUAUGAAGCAAGUGAAAUCCUGCAAUCGGUGACUAGCGAUCUGAAUAUGGCUUUCGAAUCCAUCGAUAUACCAUUGGAUGGCGAAUAUGUUGCGAUUGCGAAUGAUUGGCACUUGUACGGCUCCUACAGAAAUGGACUUUGUUGUAACGAUAGCGACAUCGAUUUCCAUAAUGGAUCAUUCGAAAAUCUUACGAAUUCCGACGCCGGAUACCUUGUGAAAACAAUCUGGGAAGUUUUCGAAAAUAAUACCUACUUCGAUCCUAUACGUUAUUUCGAAACGGCGCGAGUUCCACUGGUUGAGUUGAAACACAGACGCACCGGAAAAAUAUGCAGCAUUACAUUUUCCGGCGAAAUGGGCGAGUAUGAUUCGUUGUUGGCGAAACUGUACUUGGAACAGUAUUCGGAUUUGAAAGUUUUGACGUUGUUUCUGAAAUACGUAUUAGUACGCCAUGGCUUGCACGGAACCCGUAAAAUAACCACUCAUACGUUAUUUUGGUUGCUGGUGUUUUUCAUGCAACAGAAAAAGAUGCUACUGCCCGUCAAAGAUGUACGAGAAAAAAACGACGCACAAAAUGGGAAUUAUUCGUUUCCAGAUUGUUAUCCGGAAUGGCGACAGACCGAGUAUUCAUCGGAAGAAUCCAUCGUUUCGUUGUAUCAUGGUUUUUUGGAAUUUUAUAAAAAUUUCAAUUUCUUGAAAUACGUCAUCUCUCCAUAUUUCGGAUAUGCGUUACCUAUCGAUAACUCCGUAACAUUGAGUAAAUUAUUGUUUACUAGAAGUUGCAUGAAUAUCCAGGAUAUGUCCACUCUUACUACGAAUUUAGCCGCGAAUGUAUCGCUGAAAGCUGUGAAUGAGUUCAGAGUCGUCUGUGAACACCUUUUUAAAAACUGCGAAAACGCUUUGUACGAAGGAUAUCCAUUUGAGAUUUCUUCAAAAUCCGAAUUAAAAUCGAUGAAACAUCUAUAUAAGAACAUCAAUCAAACAGCAUCUAUCGACCUGGAUUACGUAUCUUUGGGAGCACGUUUAAAAAAUGAUUUGAAGCAAUAUUCAAUCGAUGCUGUUAGCAACCUGAUGGAAAUGGUUUUGAGAUUUGAGUAUGUCAACGGUGUGAGCUGUAAUAUUAUUUGGGUUAAUCGUAAACAAGGCGAUCCUGUCAGGAAUAGAGUUCCUGUCUUAUACAUCGAAUACCGUACGACGUAUGCUACUUUGAGCAACAAACACAUGUUAUCUAUGUUCGAAGAAAGUUCCUCUUGCUUGAGUGAGAAGUUUGGAGUUUUUUUCUUAUUCGAUAUUCACCAUGAUUUGAAAUGUGUUAAAGUACUGGUCGAAGGAGAUGGCCGAUUCGUCGAUUUUAUGAAGACCCAUGGAAAAAAACUGUUCAUCGAUCAAGUUUGAGAAUAGAUAAUACUUUUUAGAUUUCGUUUGACCGGUGUUUCAAUACUUGAGUAUAAUACUCUUGAUUUUUAUUUUUUUCGUAUUUCGGUUUAGUAUUUUAUUUUUAAACGUGGCUGUUGACUUUUUAGUUUUUCGUAUUUCGGUUUAAGUAUUUUAUUUUCUAAUGCGGUUGUUGACUUUUUACCAGUUUUUUAUAUUUCGGUUUAAGUAUUUUAUUUUCAAACGAGGCUGUUGACUUUUUUUUAUAAGUAGGUAGGUGUAAUGCCUUUUGAAUAAAUAUAAUUUUUCAAAUUAGA